GUAUACCGAACCCGAGUUGAGAAUGUAAGUAGAUCAGACCGGUUGAUGAAAGUAGAAGAUGCAAGCACAUGCGUUUAUGUCUGGUAUGCAGUAUGACAAGUAGUAAUUCUGCAAAUUUGUCGAUUUCAUCUAAGACACUAUAAUGAGUCGUUCGUGACCUUUAACAGUGUUAAAUGGUUUAUCACUAACUGAUUUGCUCCAGAUCAAAGGAUGGAAUUUUGGGAGGAAAUUUGCAGACCUCACCUAAACACAUUACCCUGGUAUGGCCAGGAUUUUGGAUUCUGUUUUGAAGAGCUAGUGGUGAUUUUACCUCCUCACGUCAUUUUGUUAACUGUUAGUGUCUAUCAUAUAGCGAUUGCCAGAGGAGCAAGCAUCGACAGCCAUGUAUACCCAUUUCCUGCAGCACUGAAGCUGAGAUUUUUAUGUUCGUUAUUAUUAAUGUUAUCGGCCAUUGCUGCUCCAACAUUGACGAGAGUAUUGACUGGAAAUUUACUCAGUGCUGUAGACAUUGUUAUCUCAGGUGCUGUUUCCAUUUGUUGGUUUAUCCAUUCGUUUUAUGUGUGGAAUCUGAAAUAUUUUAUAUGGAGAACAUAUAGAGGCCCUUUAAUUAAUAUUUUGACCUAUACUUUAACAUUCAUAUCUGCUGGUUUUUUGUUACAUACUGCCAUUUUAUCAUGGAUCCAUAGACCUGUACUAUUUAAUCCCUACUUUUGUGUAUGUGUAUUUGUGUAUUUUGGUUUACACUGUGUGUAUUUAUUAUCACUGCUGCCUAAUUCUCAAGAUGGAAUCAAAGUGCAAUUGCAUAGUCAUAACUUAAACAUUAAUACAUUAGAAGAGGAAUCUGAAGAAUCAUUAUUAGGAAGCUCAAGGACAAAUUAUGGUGCCAUUACACGUGAUCAUAGUCUGUUAGUUGGAGAAGAUAACAAAUCAUGGAUUUCUAGAAUAACCUUCAACUGGGUAAAUCCAUUGAUGGUGAAAGGAUCAAAACAUGACAUAUAUACAGCUGAUGAUCUCUUUAAGUUACCGCACAGAUUAAAUACUAAUGAUAUUGAGAAAAAAAUUAGUUUGAAGUUAGAUGCCACAUCUAAUUCUAUAAACCAAGAAGAGAAGGAGAGAAAUAUUAAUGGAAAUCUUUUAGGAAAUGAUUCUGGAAUUCCUGACGUAAAAAUUAAGUCUAAAUCGGCAGAAAGAACGUUAUUAAAAGCCCUUAACAGUAUAUUUGGAUGGGAAUACUACUCUUUAGGACUUCUGAAACUGACCGCUGAUCUUGCUGGAUUUGCUGGUCCUAUCUUGCUCAAUCUCCUUGUGUCAUUUGUAGAAAACAAAAAUGAGCCCGAAUUGCAUGGUGUUUAUUAUGCAUUGGGACUCCUGCUUUCAACAUUUAUUGGGUCUAUCUGUUCAACGCAGUUUGAUUACAACAUGCAAGUAGUUGGACUCAAAAUCAGAUGCUCAAUAAUCACAACAGUGUACAAUAAAGCUCUCCGAGUCAGCAGUGUGUCAUCAUCAAAAUUCAGUACAGGGGAGAUAGUCAACUUCAUGAGUACAGACACUGACCGGGUUGUGAAUUUCUGUCCCAGUUUCCAUGCAUUUUGGAGCCUCCCAUUCCAAGUGGGAGUAUCCCUGUAUUUGUUACACAUGCAGGUCGGUUUGGCAUUUCUAGCUGGCUUAGGAUUUGCCAUUCUCCUAAUUCCUAUCAAUAAAUGGCUGGCCAGCAAAAUUGGACAACUUAGUACAGAGAUGAUGCUCCAAAAGGACUCAAGAGUUAAGCUAAUGACAGAAAUUCUAAGAGGAAUUCGUGUAGUCAAACUUUAUGCAUGGGAGGAUACAUUUCAAACUAAAAUUGAGAAGCUUCGUAGUGCUGAGCUGAAGAGUUUAAAGGGAAGGAAGUAUCUGGAUGCAAUGUGCGUUUAUUUCUGGGCCACGACACCAGUCCUUAUUUCAAUUCUGACCUUCACUACCUACUCACUUCUGGGAAACACACUGACUGCUGCCAAGGUGUUCACCAGUCUGUCCCUGUUCCUGAUGUUGAUCAGCCCCCUCAAUGCCUUCCCCUGGGUCCUGAACGGGCUGAUGGAGGCCUGGGUCUCCCUCAAGAGACUCCAGUCCUUUGUGUCCCUCUCAGAGGUUGAUCUCAGUUUAUACUACUCUCAAGAUGAUAAUUAUCGUGGUAAAAAAGUACUGUGCAUCAGAAAUGGAACUUUUUCAUGGGAGGAAGAACCGAACACAAUGCAGUCAGUCAAUAGCAUAGAAAGCCGGAAUGAUAACCAAGAUGAAGAUUCUAAAGGAGCUCUGCUUUUGAAAAAUAUUAAUCUUCAGGUUGAAAAGGGUCAGUUUAUUGGAGUAGUAGGAAAGGUUGGGUCUGGGAAAAGCUCCUUGCUAAACGCCAUCCUUGCAGAAAUGCAGCGAAUAGGAGGUCAGAUCUGGAUCCAGAAUCUGGAGGAGGGCUUUGCCCUGGUCAGCCAGGAGUCCUGGAUACAGCAGUGUACCAUCAGGGACAACAUUCUGUUUGGGAAGCCAUGUGAUUACAGGAGGUAUGAAAAGGUACUGGAGGCUUCAACGCUCGCUGACGAUCUAAAGGUCUUUUCUGCUGGAGAUAAAACAAUGGUUGGUGAGAAUGGUGUGACCUUAAGUGGUGGACAAAAAGCCAGAGUGGCCUUAGCAAGGGCAUUGUACCAGGAUAAAGAUGUAUAUUUACUGGACGACCCCCUUGCAGCCGUAGAUGCUUAUGUUGCUCAACAGUUGUAUGACAAAUGCAUCAUGGGUAUGCUCCGAAGGAAGACCAGAAUCCUUUGCACUCAUCAUAUCAAAUUCUUGGCUGCAGCUGAUGUCGUUGUUGUAAUGGAGGAUGGUAGAAUUUCCAUGAUUGGAAGUCCUUCUGAUGUACUGGAUGAAGACUUUCUGACAGAAAACAAAGUGACUGAUCAGGUUACAGAGGAACGUGUGGGAGCUAGCGAUGUGACAGAAGAGGAAAUGGAAGAUGAGCAAGUGGAGGAAGAAGGCAUGGAGAAAGGAGUUCUCAGUCUGUCGGUCUACAAAGCGUACUGGUCAGCCGUAGGAGUGUGUCUGGCACCCAGCAUACUGACUGCUCUGUUUCUCAUGCAAGCAUCCAGAAAUGUGAAUGAUUGGUGGUUGUCUUACUGGGUGUCUCACUCUCAUGGAGCCAGUAACAGCAGUGCCAAUCACACAGGAAACACUACGGACUCUGAUGACAUCCAGUUCUACCUGACAGUGUAUGGGGCUCUGGCGGGUGCUAACUCUCUCUUUACGCUGAUGAGAGCUUUCCUAUUUGCUUAUGGAGGUAUCUGUGCUGCACAGUAUCUCCAUACAAAACUUCUAUCUGUGAUAUUAAAGGCUCCAGUAUCUUUUUUCGACACUAAUCCAAUGGGCAGAAUCAUCAACAGGUUUUCUUCAGACCUCUAUACAAUUGACGAUUCCUUGCCAUUCAUAUUAAACAUAUUCUUGGCGCAGCUGUUUGGAAUUCUGGGUACAAUUGUUGUCAUCUGUUAUGGAUUACCAUGGUUCACUCUUCUUCUCCUGCCUCUGGGAGUUGUAUAUUAUAAAAUUCAGCAUUACUACCGACACACCUCCAGGGAAGUGAAGAGGAUUUCCAGUGUUUCUCUGUCCCCGGUGUAUGCACAUUUCUCAGAGACUGUUACUGGACUGACCACUAUCAGAGCAUUCAGAGAGAAUGACAGGUUUAGGAAAGAGAAUCUGGAAAAGUUGGAUUUGAACCUGAGAGCACAGUACAGUGGGCAAGCGGUGGCAAGCUGGUUAGGCUUCCGACUUCAGAUGAUGGGUGUUGUCAUGGUGACAGGAAUUGCAUUUAUUUCUGUUCUUCAGCACCAGUUUCAGGCUGUUAAUGCAGGUCUGGUUGGUUUGGCGCUGUCCUAUGCAUUGUCAGUGACCAAUCUACUUAGUGGAGUUGUGAGUUCAUUCACGGAGACUGAGAAACAGCUGGUCAGUGUAGAGAGGGCCCAGCAGUACCUCAACAUUCCGUCGGAAAACCUGCAGGGCUCACUCCUGGUUUCACCAUUUUGGCCAACCAUUGGUGUAGUUUCCUUUAGAAAUGUGUACCUGAGAUACAGGAGGGACCUAUCAGAUGCCCUGUGUGGGGUUACAUUCUGCACCCAGCCCAGGGAGAAAGUGGGCAUUGUGGGCAGGACUGGGUCGGGCAAGUCCAGUCUUUUCCUGGCUCUGUUCCGUAUUGUAGAGAUACACCAGGGGGAUAUCAAAGUGGAUGGAAACUGCAUCAAGUAUCUUGACCUUAAGGAUAUAAGGAGUCGCUUUGCUGUCAUUCCACAAGACCCCUUCCUCUUCAGUGGGUCAGUGAGAGAAAACUUGGACCCUGCCAGUGUUUAUGGAGAUGAGGAAAUCUGGAACUCUCUAGGUAGAUGUCAUCUUGUGUCAGCUGUGGAGAAACUGGGCGGACUGGAGGCUGACGUGGGGGAGAGGGGCAAAAUGUUUUCUGUGGGACAGAAACAGCUGAUGUGUUUGGCAAGGGCCAUAUUAACAAAAACGAAGAUACUCUGUAUUGAUGAAGCUACAGCAAGUGUUGAUAUGAAAACAGAUGCCUUGAUUCAGGAUACAAUACGAGAGGAAUUCAAGGACAGCACUGUGCUUACGAUAGCACAUCGUCUGGACACCAUCAUGGACAGUGAUCGCGUGCUGGUCAUGAAGGAGGGAAAAGUGGCCGAGUUCAACUCCCCAUCAGUGCUGCUAAAGGAUUCACACUCUCUCUUCUCUAAACUGGUGUCUGGUAAAAAUUGAAGACUGUGAUCAAAUACAGAAGGUCUUGUCUUUAAGUCAUUAUGUCUCAAUAUAUCUGGUUUUAACUUUUUUUCACAUACCUAAGUUUCUUUUAUUAAUUGGUCAUGUGAUUAAAUACACAAGGCUUUGUUUUAAAGUCACUAUGUAUGAAUUUAUCCGGUUUGGACUUUAUUUUUUUGCACAUACCGAUGUUUCAAUUAUCAAUGGAUCAUGCAAUUAAAUACAGAUGGAUUUGGUAUUAAUUAAGUCUGCCUGUCUGAAUUUAUCUGGUUUGAACUUAUUCUUUUUGCAUACUGGUGUCAAAUUGUUAAAUUCAUCAUUUGAUAUUUCUUUUAAAGUAUUUUUACAUCACUAUUUGCAUAUUAUAAAUGAAGAAGCAAGAGGUAUAUGUAAUUUCUGUACUUUUCUUCCACCUUUCCAUGCACGAUUUUUAUACAAUGUACAUAUAUACAACUUUAUUCUGGGCAUGCAAGAUACACGUACCUGAGAGGUCACUUUAUUGACCCCUUGCAACUGAGUCGUUUUCAUGUAUCUUAAAGAAAAGGGUGCAUGCAUAAAUUUAAAGAAGUAAUAAGGUCCCAUGCAGUGUAAUACCUAGCUGUGUGCAAUAUGAUUGAAAUUUCUUUCAUUCUGUUCAUCCUUUCAGACUUUUAGACACCCACGUUCUCUGGAUGAGGUUGCUCUGCUUUGUAGUGUCCUCAACUCCUCCUUAUUAUCAGCGUUUACAUCAAUAUCUAUACUUACCUGCAUCAACUUUUUGCACUAAAGCAUAGAUUGCUUACCGCUGGUUGGAGCAAUCAAUCAGCAAAUUUUGAUACGGUACUUGUUUUUUGCUGCGAGUUAUUUCAUGCUAGACAUUGAUUUCAAAAUCAGAUGUAAAUGCUAGUUCUUGUAAAUGUAUUCUUACCUAUCUAUUCAGGUGGAAACUAGUCAUUACCACUGGAGUAUAAAAUAUGUGGUACUAGUAUUUUACACAUUUUGUUUACGUUGUACAGUGUCAAUUAAAAGAAUGGAACAAAUUUGUCCUUAUACAUGGGGCAAUGAACAUCAGCCAUUUUGUAUCCUUAGCUUCAUUACUUUCAAGGAAUGGAGUGGUUUUAAGGCAAUACUGGGUUCACAUGUGAUAUCCAUGUUCUAAUUCAAGAUGUGCAUUUGUUUCAUUUGAAACACAUUAUUCUUUCAUUGUUUUAAGGCAGUGAUGUCAGGAGAUAUAAAUGUGGAAACAGCUUGGAGUUAAUUACAGUACACUUUAACCCUAGCUGUUAUGAUGUACAACUGUGAUAUUUUCAAUUAAUCAUGAUCAAUCUGUAUAGAGUGUGGUGGGACAUAUUCAGAGAACUCAGUAUUCCUAUUUUUUUAUUUCUUUUAUUACCAGUUACUAGUUUUGUUUUAAUACAAUGCCUUUGUGAUAUUUUCAUUUGUUUUCUGUCAAUUUAUAGCAUCCAGUUUUUACUGUGUGCUGUUGUGUAUGUUAUAUAUACACUAUAUAUACAUUGUAUGGAUACUUAUUUAAAUGGGUAUAAAAUGAAUGUAAAGGUUUGUAUACUUUUUUUAAGUUGUCCAUAGAGUUUCCUUAGUAUGUUUGCUAAAUAUUAGCUUAUUUUUGCAAAGAAACGCGUGUUUCAAACAAAUGUGAACGUAUUGUCAUGAAGCUUUUACAUAGGUAUUGUUAGUUUCAAAAACACUUUGUCUAUCUCUUGUUUAAAGACGUGGGUAUAGCGCUUUGUUUCUUCCUUCUAAAUGAAGGGAUUCUGUAGGGUUCGAAACACUUCAAAAUAUAACUGUGUUUUAGACAUAUACAUUGUAUAAACUUUAAAAAAAAUCA
Messenger RNA from Magallana angulata, 6592 nucleotides. Its product is annotated as ATP-binding cassette sub-family C member 10-like. Lineage: Eukaryota; Metazoa; Mollusca; Bivalvia; Ostreida; Ostreidae. Bases 211 to 4767 code for a protein of 1518 amino acids. Gene Ontology annotation, cellular component: membrane. The record is from RefSeq and is a predicted model, not a curated record. Gene Ontology annotation, molecular function: ATP binding; ABC-type transporter activity; ATP hydrolysis activity. Gene Ontology annotation, biological process: transmembrane transport. The transcript is spliced from 18 exons.